This is a messenger RNA of Gavia stellata (red-throated loon), 1737 nucleotides long. It is a transcript of the gene HABP2, whose product is annotated as hyaluronan binding protein 2. Gene Ontology annotation, molecular function: serine-type endopeptidase activity; calcium ion binding. Gene Ontology annotation, biological process: proteolysis. NCBI's taxonomy places the organism in Eukaryota, Metazoa, Chordata, Aves, Gaviiformes, Gaviidae. The coding region runs from base 1 to 1737 and encodes 578 amino acids. The transcript has 14 exons. The record is from RefSeq and is a predicted model, not a curated record.
AUGAAGCACAAAGAAGAUCUGAUCAGUGAAAAAAAAACGAGCGUAAGGAUGGUUAACAGUGCUUUGACCCUUCAAGUUCUUCCACUGGUCAUUCUCCUAGGGAACAGCUGGUUGUGUGCUUCCCAUUUCUUCUUCCUGGCCGACCUCCUAAACGACGAGGCUGAUGACUACGAGUACUACGAUGAGUACACACAACCAGAGCAGAACCCCUUCCUCCAGCAGCAGCCCUCGGAGGACCCUGACUGGUUUGAGGCAUUUUUUGGCUACAGUGAUACUAGAAAAGACCCAUGCUCCUCCAACCCCUGCAAGAACAACGGUAGGUGUGAAAACAAAGGAAGCAGCUUCAGCUGUCUCUGCCCCAAGCCAUAUGCUGGGACUACGUGCGAGAAAGUGGAGGACAUGUGUCUGGAGAAGAGGUGCCGUGGGGGAGACUGCCUGAUCACUUUAACUCCACCUUAUUUCCAGUGCAGCUGCAAUCAUCCCUACAAACUCCCUGACUGCCAACAAGGAUCUUCACCAUGCAGACCAAACCCGUGCAAAAAUGGAGGUAUCUGCAUACGGCACAGAAUCAGAUCGAAAUUCACCUGCAAGUGCCCCAAACCUUUCAGAGGGAGAUUCUGUGAGAUCGGACUGGAUGAUUGUUAUGAAGAGGCCUCCUCUAUGUACAGAGGAAGAGUGAACCAAGCAGUGAACGGCAAGACCUGCCUGCACUGGAAUUCCCACAUCCUCUUGAACAACCCUAUUAAUGCCUUUAUGGAGGAUGCUGACUCUUAUGGCAUCGGUGAACAUAACUUCUGCAGGAAUCCGGAUGAGGAUGAAAAACCCUGGUGCUACAUCAGAAAAAAUCACAAAGUGGAAUGGGACUUUUGUGAUGUUUCACCUUGCUCAGGAACAGAGAGUCCAUGGCCAACAGACAGCCCAACAGACCCACCUGGAUCAAAUGAAUUAUUCAAAACAUGUGGACAACCAGAAAUUCAAAGGACACUCAAGAGGAUCUAUGGUGGAGCUAAGACUACAGCUGGCAAACACCCCUGGAUGGCAUCUCUGCAGAUAAAGACUUCAAAAAGGAGCAGUCAUUUCUGUGGUGGAGUGCUAAUUAAAGCAUGCUGGGUUCUUACUGCUGGGCACUGUAUUGAACAACCAGCAGAAAAUCUCCAAGUAGCCCUUGGAAAGCAAGACCUCAAGAAGAGAGAGCAUCAAGAGCAAGUAUUUGAUGUGGAGAAGAUCAUCAUGCAUUACAAAUACAGAGAGAAGAACGGUGUCCCACACAAUGAUAUUGCACUACUUAAAUUGAAGCCAGUUGAUGGUCACUGUGCAGUGGAAACAAAGUAUGUGAAAACAGCAUGUCUGCCUAACUUCUUCUUUCCCGUUGGGACUGACUGCUUCAUUUCUGGAUGGGGCGCGACAGAGACAGAUGAAAUAUCCCGUCAGCUGUUAGAUGCCAAUGUCAAGCUGAUUUCGCAGAGGAAAUGCAAUGCACCCAGAGCAUAUGAUCACAUACUGGAUGAAAGCAUGUUUUGUGCAGGAAAUCUUCAGAGACUCGGAGCUGAUUCUUGUCAGGGAGACUCUGGAGGCCCAUUAACUUGUGUUGAAAAUGGCUCCUACUACGUAUAUGGCCUUGUGAGCUGGGGCGAUAAGUGCGGGUUAAAAAACAAGCCAGGAGUUUAUACCCAGGUGACAACAUUUGUCAGUUGGAUUAAAUCCAAAAUUCGGUCUGAGUCAAGGUCACUUCAUUAG